Molecule: messenger RNA, 438 nt
Organism: Chrysoperla carnea
Lineage: Eukaryota; Metazoa; Arthropoda; Insecta; Neuroptera; Chrysopidae
Product: retinal rod rhodopsin-sensitive cGMP 3',5'-cyclic phosphodiesterase subunit delta-like
Exons: 1
Coding region: 1-438 (145 amino acids)
Cellular component (GO): cytoplasm
Source: RefSeq, a predicted model, not a curated record
AUGCGUCCCUUAAUUAUCUUAGAUGGUUUUCAAAUCAAUUCAGUGACUUUGAAAGAUGUGGAUACUGAUAAAAUUUUAUGGGAAGUGAAUGAGGAUUUAAGUUUACCGUAUAUGAUGCAUGAGGCUCAUAUACCCAAAAAAAUAUUACAAAGUCGUGCAAUAUAUCGUGAAAUUGUAUUUAGUACAUUGAUAGAAAUUAAUUUAUUACGUUUGGAACAAAAAGUCUUGUUUAAAGGACGUUGUUUAGAAGAAUGGUUUUUUGAAUAUGGUUUUGUACCAUCAAAUACAAGACAAACAUGGAUUAGCAUAAUUGAAAGUACACCAGAAAGUCAAAUGAUGCCAGCAAAGAUAUUAAAUGGUAAUUUAAUCAUUGAAACAAAAUUUUUUAAUGAUAAUCUAUUAAUAACAACCUCACAAGUUCGACUCUUUUAUGAAUAA